Molecule: messenger RNA, 801 nt
Organism: Cooperia oncophora
Lineage: Eukaryota; Metazoa; Nematoda; Chromadorea; Rhabditida; Trichostrongylidae
Source: the annotation of a GenBank genome assembly
AUGAAAAGCUACAAAACGCUUUCGUUAAACAGACUUUCUUCGAUGAAAUAUCAGAUUACGUCAGUGAAGGGCUUAUAUUCGACUUGGAAGAUGCCAUCAACACUCGACAAUGACAAGGCCGUUGAUCUGCUCUGCAAGAAACCCUAUGGCUUGCUCUACCUUAUCGAUGAUGAAUGCAAAUUCCCAAAAGCUUCCGAUGAGUCAUAUUUGCGACAUUGCAACUUGAAUCAUCUCGACAAAAAUGUGUAUGGAAAGGCGAAGAACAAAGACCGCCUACAAAUGUCUGUACGGCACUUUUUUGGCACUACAUGGUACAGUGUUCAUGGGUUUGUUCAACGGAACAAGCGCUCUUUACCCGGUCAAGUGGUGAAGAUUCUGGCCGAAAGCCAAAACCCGGUGAUUUCCAUGCUAUUCCGUCCAAUAGCUAAUGGAAAGGAAUGUGCCGACUAUGUUGUCUACGCUGCGCAACAAUUCAAUACGGCAUCCACUGCGAUGGUGGAGAAAAUUCUGAGCGGGAACUCGCACUUUGUCCGAUGUGUGAAGUGCAACAACGAACGUCUCCCAGCUCGUCUCGAUGUUCCCUCGCUGGCGCGACAACUGAAAGCUCUUUGCAUCAUGGAGACUCUACAUUUUCGUCGGGCAGGAUAUCCUGUACGAAUACCGUUCGAGCGAUUUGCUCAGAGUUACCGUUGCCUUCUUCCCUCGGAUAUUGCCCUUUGCCAGAAGCAGAAAGAAAUCAUCGUUGAUAUCUUAGACGGACAGGGUGUCAAGUUUGCUAAUGAUUUCCAAAUAGGUGAGUGA